UGCUAGCCAGAUUGUUGAAACAGGCCCAUAUUGAUUUCUUUGAUAAAUGGGUUAUUCGUGUCCUUCAGUAUUUCUCCUCUUCUGUAGCUUGUGGUCAAGCAGACCAAACACAACCAUUACAGCACCCAGAAGGGAUGGCAGAGACUCUCUGCCAGAGUAGUGUUUCUUGGUUGGCAUCAUACUCAGGAAAUAGAUAAAAUGACCAGGACAACCGUUCUUCAUUCCUCUCCUGGUUCCACUUCUGACUCUCUGGACUUCCACACUAGGUUCCUAUACAGGUACAUUCCCACUCUCCCUCUCCCCACAUUAGUACAGUAAGUAAGUUUGUAAGGAGGUGGUAAAACAGGAGCAGCAAGUAAGAUUGCAAAGGGGAAACCUAGAAUUCCCUUCCAGACUGUCUCACAGAUAAAGGGAGCAUAAUGGUUCCCUGCAAAUUGUCUCAUAAAUUAACUAAAUUAACUAAAAGUCACAUCCUGAGACUAAGGAAGGGUGUUUUGGUUCUGCUAAUCACCAUAGUCUGUAAGCCUCAGAGAAGCUCUAGAUAUCCACAUUAAGGCCAGCAGAACACCAGAUUUGCUGAGAUGCCAUGGAUAUGUUAAAUAAACCCAAGGUGGCACAGAUAAGAGUUGGUCUGUCCCCCACCAAACUCUAUAAAAAUGAGGCCCCCAAACUCCUGCCCCUGAGCACUUGCAUCUCCAAAGGGUCUAUGCUGCUUAGCUGCUCCCAACUCCAAUCCAUGCUCAUGUGAGUGACUCUCCCCCUUCCCAUCCUCUUCCCCGUGCUGCUUGACUUCCUCUGUCACCCCAUUCCUGUCCCCCGGCCAUAUGCUUGUGUAUACUUCUCCUCCACUGCUUAUCUCUAUGCUUUCUGCUGUUUGGCCCUGUACCCUCUGUGCCUUAUUAAAAUGAAACUGGAGCAUCACUCUUUGAAGCCAUCAUGAUUUUUCCUCGUCUGUACCCAAAGAACUGGGGAUACCUGCCCUUACUUGACCCAGAACAAACUACUUAUGGUCCCAUUCCUUUAUUCUAUGAAUAAUUCCAUAAAUUAAUUAGUAAUUCAGCUGUCUUCUAAAAAGACAGGAGGGCCUCCUUAGCAUGAAUAAAGUACAGUUAUAUUAUAUUAAUAAGCUCACUGGAGUUUCAGGAGCCAGUUCUUACUAGAACUGGGUGUAAUUUAAACCUUAAGUAUAUCAGAGUUGUAUGGGAGAUUGGAGCUAGACUCCUCUGGUUCUCCACUGGGUAUAGAAAGGAAACUGUAAGCUUAGAUAUGUUGCUAUUCAUUUUUGCUGGACCUGUGAUUUCUUUGGUGCUGGAAAUUCCUAGAUUGGAAUCCCACCUGUGUCACACACUACCCUGGAUCAUCUUGAGUAAGUCUCUUAACUUCUCUAGGUCACUUGUCAACAAGAACUAUUGAAAGAACAGGAAAGCAGUAUGCCAGAAGCUGGAUGUAGAGCGACACCUACAUCUUACACCAAGAUAACCUCCAAGUGGAUAUAUCACUUGGACAUAAAGGGUGACAUCCUAAAUAAAUUAGAGGAAGAAGGGAAGAAAUGCCCUUUCUGAUCUAUGGAUGGGGAAGCCUAAGAUCAUGGGCCACCCAAACCCACCCCAUCUCUUGAACGAGGCCAACGGGGGCGGGGCUUGCUUUGCUUCCACCAAUGGAAGCACGCGUGGGUUUGGAGAGCUGGCAUUCAGAAGCAGGCCGCUAGGUGUGGGCUACGCCAAGUCUGCCUAGGCAAGACCGCCCGGGCUCGGAUGCUUCAUCCCCCAAGGUAGGCGGCGACCGCGGCCUGAAAGGGCACAGUCCGGCUAGCGUGAGCCCGGCCCGCGGGGAGGGGGCGCCAUGGAGGGCAGCCUGGGCCGGACCCUGUGCAUCCUGACCGGGGCCUCACGGGCCUUCAACCGCAGCCUGGCCCUGCUGCUGGUCUCCAGGAUGGCCGCCGGCUCGGCGCUGUUGAUAAACUCCAGCAACUAUGGCACCCUGCGGACGCUUUCUGCCCAGCUGGGGAAGGCGAGGCCGGACCUGCAGGUGGUGUGCGUGUCGAUCAACUUGGGCGGCCAGGCCGGGCUGCAGCGGCUGCUGGAGGUGUUGCCCCGGCCACCGGACUUGCAGCGGCUCCUUCUCAUCCACGACGCUGGUACCUUAGGGGAUGUGUCCAAACAUAUUGUGGACUUUGCUGACCCAGAAGAAGUCAAUGGCUACUGGGCUCUGAAUGUGACCUCCACUCUUUGCCUGACUGCAAGGAUCCUUGGGGCCUUCCCAUCCAGCCCUGGCCUGAAAAGAACUGUGGUCAACAUCUCCUCCCUCUGUGCUGUGAAACCCACCAAGCUCUGGAGCCUCUACUGUACUGGCAAGGCUGCCCGAAGCAUGAUGUUCAGUGUCUUGGCAGAGGAAGAACCCAGUGUGCGGGUGCUGAGCUAUGCCCCAGGCCCUCUGGACACAGAAAUCCAGGGAUCCCCACAGAAAACCAAGGACUUGGAGGAGAAGCAGACUCUGAACCAGGCGAGGUUCAGCCAAAUCCUGGUAGACUGGUCUGUCUAUGCUAAGAAGCUCCUGGACCUGCUGGAGGAGGAUACCUUUGAGUCAGGGGCCCACAUUGAUUUCUUUGAUGAGUAGGACUGGCUGCCCUCUACCACCUGAAGACCACGUCUCCUUCCCCUGCCAUCCUGUCCCCACCCUGUACUCUUCAUAAGUGCCUAGUAAAGGAUACAUCUCUCAACCUUUCAACCCAAACAGGGGGUAUAUGACUUAGUGGAGAGGCUCUUGGAUUGGAAAGCAGAGGAACUGCCCCAUGUCAGGCAGGUCAUAAUGGGCAGAGCUGGGAUUUGAACGAAGUCCUCAGAUUCCCUAUCCAGGGCUCUCCACUCUGCCAUGAUGUGCCCCCGUUCCUCCAUUUCUUUUGAUUUCUUAUUUGGCUUCCACUGGGACUGACUCCACAUAUAUCAUCAGCAUUUCUACACGUUACCAACUGAGAGAAUUGUGGGAAUUGAGUGAACCCCACUGACUCCAUCUUGUGACUCAAUUCUGGAGCUCACUCAGUUCCCUUUCUAUUUAAUUAUGGGUGUAUCCAAUUUCUGUCUUGUGAGAAAACUUUAUUCAAUUAUAAGAAUUGUGAGAAAACAAUUUAUUACAUCUUUAGAACCUUGCCCUAUGUGGCUAGGAAGCUGGACCACCUCUACCUGCUGCUUUGAGACCCUUAAGGCAUGACAUAAACUAUGCUGACAAGAACCCCAGUCAUAUUUGAAGAUUGAUGCAAGGAGUCUCCUCACAAUUAUACAUCUCAAGACACCCAUACUUCUUGUCUGAAAACUGACCCCAUGCUGUCAAUCCAUUGCUGUUUCCUUAUUCCUUUGAUUGAAUACAGUCACUUGGGGGGAGUGAGGCACCUCUUUUUCUGAUUUCAGGGAAUUUUGUCUGUUCACUCUUCCCCUUCCCAACUCAGAAAGUGACUAAUCUUUCCUCCAUUUACAAAUCAGAUUACCUAGUUUUUUAUUUUGGUUAAUUGUUUUCUUUUAAUUAAUUGGUUUUAUUUGAUUAAUUAUUUUUAAUGCAUAAAGAUUUGUUUCUCCCUGUUUCAAGGUCCAGUGCAAGCUACGGAGGCCUGGUCCCAAAUUUUUAUGCAAUUGGCAUGCACUGUUUAAUAAAUCAAUAUGCUCAGAAGCUCAA
Molecule: messenger RNA, 3666 nt
Organism: Trichosurus vulpecula (common brushtail)
Lineage: Eukaryota; Metazoa; Chordata; Mammalia; Diprotodontia; Phalangeridae
Product: sepiapterin reductase-like
Exons: 3
Coding region: 1843-2616 (257 amino acids)
Biological process (GO): tetrahydrobiopterin biosynthetic process
Molecular function (GO): sepiapterin reductase (NADP+) activity
Source: RefSeq, a predicted model, not a curated record